Cheilinus undulatus (humphead wrasse) is the source of this 2528-nucleotide messenger RNA. It is a transcript of the gene fez2a, whose product is annotated as fasciculation and elongation protein zeta 2a. The coding region runs from base 155 to 1369 and encodes 404 amino acids. Gene Ontology annotation, cellular component: cytoplasm; axon. The transcript has 10 exons. The record is from RefSeq and is a predicted model, not a curated record. Lineage: Eukaryota; Metazoa; Chordata; Actinopteri; Labriformes; Labridae.
AGCCACUAGUCGGCCUCCCGGAGCGGAGCAGCCAUACUGUCCGGCUCAGCCUCACUCUCGGAGGGAAGUAGCAGGCAUUCAGAGAGGAUGCUGAGGCCUGCCAGUCCCGAGACACAUCCAUCACUAACCCGGGACUGUUAGGCUGGUCCGGGCAAUGGCAGCACCCAUCGCGCAUUUCGACGAAGACUGGCCGAUUUUCAGUGAUCCGAGCAUGGUAGCGGAUCAGCGGCUGCUGCUGCCGCAGAAAGGCCGCACAGCCGCCACCGCCGCGGGGGAAGAAGAGGCAGCAGCAGCCCUGCAGCUCCUGCCGGGUGAUGGUGAUGAUGAUUUUCUCGAGCUGCACGACGGCAGCUAUUCCCCGGGGACGACUGGUGUUUUCAGGUCCAUGGAGGAUUUAGUGAACGACUUUGACGAGAAGCUUUCAGCGUGCUUUCAAAAUUUUGACGCAAAGACGGACAGCAUCGCUCCCGUGAGUGUAAUCGGCGAGGACACCCUGCUGGAGAAAGACGAAAUCUGGAAUGCUUUGACAAGUAACUACGGUCAUGUGAUGCCAGUAGACUGGAAGCAGUCUCGGACAUGUUCCCUCCACGUCCCUUCAUUCAACCUGGAGACAAAAACUAGGAAGACUGAUGUGAUGGCAGAGCUGUCAGAUGACGAAGAGCUGAGGGAGCAGCUGGACAUGCACUCCAUCAUUGUCUCCUCCCUCGCAGAGGAGCCGCUCUUCACAGCAGAGCAGGUUAUUGAGGAGAUAGAGGAGAUGAUGCAGGACUCUCCUGACACUGAUGCCGCACACAAUCCAUCUCAGUCGGACCUCUCGAUGCUUUCCCUGGAUGUCCAGCGUGCCAACAGCAGUCCCAGCUUUGAGAGAAGGAUAAGGAUCCUAAGCAUGGCAGAGCUGAAUGAGCGUCUGGAGGAGACAGAGACGAACAUCAGGAGGUUCUCAGAGGAGCUUGUGCAGCAGCUGGCACUCAGAGAUGAGCUGGACUUUGAGAAGGAAGUGAAAAACAGCUUCAUCUCAGCCCUCAUUGAUGUACAAAACCGACAGAAGGAGCACCGGGAGCUGCUGAAGAAGAAGAAGAAGCUCAAAGGUGGAGCUGGACCGUCACAGAGUCCAGCUGAGAAGACACUCGGAUCACGCUUCAGCAUGGAGGGACUCUCCUCUGUCAUUCAGAACAGCUUCCGACAGACUUUUGGGAGCGGGUGCAGUGAAAGACAGUAUUUGACCACAGUCAUCCCAUAUGAGAAAAAAGGACAUCCUCCAUCACUAGAGGACCUCCAGAUCCUGACCAAAAUUUUACAAGCAAUGAGAGACGACAGUGACAAGGUGCCCAGCCUCUUAACAGACUACAUCCUCAAAGCUCUGGUGUGAGCGAUGGAUGAGGAGUGCUUUGCCCAACAUAAAACCAGCCAGACGCUGCCAGCCGGACACCCUGUAAUGGCUUCAGAUCACCAUGGAUGAAGAGGACACAUUGUAUUUUUUUGGGCCAACAUGAAGCACACUUAAUUUAUUCCUGCAUGUCUUUACCUCAUGUUGUGACCUUUUUUGUGUCAUUUGCUCCUUUUGGUUUUAAUUUUUUUGUGUUGGGCCUUGUGAUUUUGAAACCUUAUGUGUGUUCCUGUGAAGUGUGACUUUUUUACCUGAAGGAGAAUUGUAAAAAGAAAAAAAGAUGAGAUAUAUGAGGAAUACACUCACAUAGAUGUACCAGCAGAAGAGCUGCACUAUAACCUUUACUGGUUGGUUAUACGUAAGAGCAGAGCUGCAAUGCACAGGGCUUUGUAUUUAAUUGAGGUGCUAAGCUAUCUAUGAAGCAAUGAAAAACACACUGAGCACGUUGAACACAUAAGUGGCAGUCAUAAAGAAGUGUAAAAAUGUGAUUUCUAACGUUAGAAUUGUAAACAAGAGUAAAGAGAGAUUUUUAAAGGUUUUGUUGAUCCCAAGAGGAAAUUCAAACUACUUGAGGAUCACAUGGUCUCGUUUAGAGAUAAGAAAGUAUGGAUAGACAAUUGAAACUGUUAUAUUAAAUGGAUGUGUGUGCAGACAAAAGGUUAAACCAUCAUUUAUUUCAACACAGCCUUUCAUGUAACAGCAAAAUCACUGAGCUUCAUGCUCUCAUUUCAGAAGAACACAACAUCCAUUAUUAUGUAUGACACAUAUAGGUAUUAUUCUAUGGAAAGUGGAGUGUUGUAGUGAAGUCUGGACUGAAGUUAUCUUACUAUGCAUUAGAGUGAACACUAAAUUCUGAUUCCUGCACUGUCUGAACUUUUGUGAUUGUGAGCUCUAAAUCAGAGCGUCAGCGUGCCUGCUGUGCACAGGGCAGUAUGUACGCCAUAACUAGGCGUUAUCAAUAAUAAUAUUAUUGUGUUUGUAUUCUUGUACAAGAACAAGCUGCCUUUGCCUUUGCCUGAACUUUUGUAUACUAUAAAUGACUUAUUUUCAAUGAAUGUCAAACUGCUGGAUUACUCAGAGCCUGCUUUGUUGUUAAUUUAUUUUGUAAAUAUGUUAUUUCAAAUAUAUUAAUUGAAUUUAA